ACCGCCCUCCGAAGUGGUUUGUGACUCCUGAUCCUGAUAUGCGAAGCGUGGCUGCUCCGGAUCGGAACCAUCACCACUACGUGGAUCUCCUCCAGUGGUUUUUGGCUCGGGAGGACAACUACAAACUGCCGUCCAACUGGCUCCCGAACCUCAACUAUAUCUUGCGGGAGGACAUUCUUGCUGUUGCCGGUCUCAGUAGGAUUUUUGACAGGGGUAGGUGUCUUUCGGCUGGGACCGUGCUUUAGUAAGUUUGUCCUCCUCCUUUUUGUCUCGUUUUAUUGACUUUGCUUUGUGCUUUGUUUCUGCAGAGUACGGCUUUAGCUGCGUUGAUCCUGUGGUCUUGGGCAUUUCUUUGGAUCUGAAGACCAUUCACGACUCGGCCCCUGAUUACAAGUUCGGGAAGGAGAAUCCUCGUAAUCCUCGCUUGAAGGAUUACGUGCUGUCUCCGUCGGGUGUCGCUCGGAUAUCUGAAGUUCGAGCUGAUCCGUGGGAUUCUGCCUCUUCUCCCGAAGCUGUUCCAGUGAAAGUCGUGCUCCCUGAUUUGAGGACGACCUCGGAUCCGGGUCCUGGGACUGACGCUGUGCCGCGUGCCGUUCCUUCGGUUUCAUCUCCGGCUCGGAUAGAUAUCUCUUUAUCUAGGAACCGGGUACUUCGCGUUUUUUCUUUAUUCCUUCCUUUGUCUUCUUUUACAUUUAUUGACCCUUGGUCUCCUCUGUUUAGGAUCAGCGCAAAAGGAAGGGCAGCACUCUUUUGAGGCCUUCUGCGCAUCCGAAGAAAGCGAAAGCUUCUCAGUCUUCGGAGAAGGAAGAAGUUUCGGAAGUCAUGCCUCCUCCCAAAAAUCUCCUUCACUUCAUGCCCUUGCCAGGGCAGAAGUUGAAGAGUGUGGUGGUUGCGGAACCGCCGCCCGUGGACCAACCGUUGGCCGAGGAAGAUACCAUCCCCUCUCCGCUGAAGCCGUCUGCUGCUUUGGGGAUCGAGAUCCAGGAUAUAACCAAGGUGAUGGAGGCAAUUGAAGCCGACCUUGUUCCUGGCUCGGAUGUCCCUACUGUGGCCGAGCGGAAGGAAGAAUCUGCUGACGUUUCUCUCGAAAGGGAGAGAAGUCCAGAUAAGGAGAUGGUGGAUCUCACCGAGGCUCACAUGGAGGUUCCCGAAGCUGAGAAGGAGGUCCCUUCUGCUGAGGAGGAGCAACCCGAGCAGGGUCUGACGAGGAAGAGGCGCCACUCGACCUUGGGCUCUACUUCGACCUCGGCCCUGGAUAGACUGAUCCACGCUGACCCUUGCUCGGAUGUUCCGCUGAAACGGAUCCCCGAGGAGGUAAGGGAGGCGAUGGCUCGCUAUGCUAGGGCUCCGGUUUUGGGGGAGAACCCCAUGGCUCACGUGGGAUCUUUGGUGGGUCCCGAAGCUGCACGGGAGAAUCUUCUUCGGGCCAACCCGCAGUGGAGGGUUCCUGGAGCUGAGGAGAGGAACCCAGCUAUGAUGGCUCAGUAUUAUCUGAAUGAGGCUGUUUUCUGGUCCUCGUUCGCUUCCGAGUGUAGCUCGGUUGAGGAGAGGCAAUUGAGGAGGUAUCAGGAGGCUUAUGCUCGUGAUAUCCCUGUCUUGGACCAGAAGGCUGGGCAGCUCAUGGCCGAGAUGGUGGACCUCAAGCUACUGUACCUUCAGUACAGUCGUGAGGCUAGGGAAUCGGCUGAGCAGAUCGGGGCCGAAGUUGGGAAGCUUACUUUCCGAGUCGAGGAGGAUGCUGAAAAGAUAGCUUCCUUCGACAAGGAGAGGAAAGAAAUGGCUGCCAAGUUUGCGAGCGAACUUGAAGAAAAAGACAGUCUUCUCAAGGAGAUGACUUCUAAAUUUGAGGCGGCCAUUAAGCAGAGCCAGGAAGCGGAGGCGAGGCUUCAGCAGUUUGUCAAGCAUCGGGAGAUUGUUCAGAACCAAGCUGACAAGGUGCCCGUUCUCCAGCUGAAGAUCCGAGAGAAGGAUGCUGCCAUUCGGAAACUGGAGCAAGAGAGAGUUGACCUCUACACUGCUGAUCAGUGUAGGGAGCAAUACUGGAAUGGCAUCCUGGGCGCUCGGCGGAUGUUCGCGAAGCAUAUGCCUCAUUUCCCUUGGAAUGAGAAGGUUCCGCUCUGGAUGAGGGCCCAGGAUCACUUGGUGGAGUGCCAGGCCGAUCGAGACGAAGCUGAAGCUGAGCGCCAAGCUGCUCUUGCAGAGGCUCGGGCCCAGAAGGCGACUUCCGAAGGUGAUACUACUGCUGGGGGUUCUUCGAAGGAUGCUCCCCUGGGGGAUGCUCCUGAGACUCCCAAGAGUUAGGGAUUCGGGCAGUCGUCUUCUUCAGAGUCGGUCGGUUCCAGUUGAGGACUUCCGAACAUGUGCUUGCCUUUCCCCCUUUUGCCUCGGCGCUGCGUUGUACUCAUUUCUUUUUGCUUUCUUAGUACUUCGGUAGGCCGGUAUUGUCUGUUGAUGGCUGCCGAUUUUAACUGUUUCAUUUUGUUUUCAAUUUUUGAGGUUUUCAAUGUAUUUGUACUUCCCCCAAAUAUUGAAUAAAAAAUGAAUGUUUGUUA
Molecule: messenger RNA, 2552 nt
Organism: Spinacia oleracea (spinach)
Lineage: Eukaryota; Viridiplantae; Streptophyta; Magnoliopsida; Caryophyllales; Amaranthaceae
Exons: 4
Coding region: 823-2301 (492 amino acids)
Source: RefSeq, a predicted model, not a curated record